Sphaerodactylus townsendi is the source of this 540-nucleotide messenger RNA. RefSeq names its product ribonuclease P protein subunit p21-like. Gene Ontology annotation, biological process: tRNA processing. Lineage: Eukaryota; Metazoa; Chordata; Lepidosauria; Squamata; Sphaerodactylidae. The record is from RefSeq and is a predicted model, not a curated record. Gene Ontology annotation, cellular component: nucleolar ribonuclease P complex.
AGCUGCGCUAGCAGGAGGAAGACGCGUGUUCCUUCGUGUGCUGCCGGGAAGGAACUUGGUCGGGCAGGUGAGUCGGAUCAGUUGCUGGGCCGUGAGCAGAAGGAGGUGGAAAACAUUUUGUGGCCUGUCUCAUCCCUAUCAGUCUUGCGUAGAUUUCUCGUAUCAGCCAUGAUAAAAGACAAAGAAGCAUUUCAGCGACUCAGUUUUCUUUACCAGGCCGCACAUUGUGUCUUGGCACAAAACCCAGACAACCAGGAGCUGGCUCGUUUCUAUUGCCAUACGCAGAACAGCAUCAGCCGACGGCUUGUCUUAAGACAAGACCUUGGGUCUGUGAAACGAACCAUCUGUAAAUCUUGUUUCUCCCUCCUUGUCCCUGGAGUCAGCUCGACUGUACGCCAGAGAAAGCGCCGUAAUCAGCGUUGGACUGUUGUGAGGUGUCUCAACUGUGGCUUAACCAAGCGGUUCCUCAGCAACCCUGAUUAUAAAUUGUGGUCCAAACAACCGGAGUCAUUACUGGAGAACCAGAAUGGUGGCCAGUGA